Spea bombifrons (plains spadefoot toad) is the source of this 1733-nucleotide messenger RNA. RefSeq names its product coiled-coil domain containing 77 (gene CCDC77). Lineage: Eukaryota; Metazoa; Chordata; Amphibia; Anura; Pelobatidae. The coding region runs from base 94 to 1566 and encodes 490 amino acids. The record is from RefSeq and is a predicted model, not a curated record. The transcript has 12 exons. Gene Ontology annotation, cellular component: centrosome.
CGGGAAGCGGACUGUUUGGAUUACAGUUAGAGAGCUGGCGGUAGCAGAACCGCGGAGGUCGCUGAGGGGAACAAUUUACAGACAGCCAUAGAAAUGGAAGUGACACCCCGCCGAGGUGGCAGGUAUGAAGCUUCUCUAUCGCAGGCUUCGUCCCUGUCUUCUGGCGACACUCCGAAGCCGGUAGACACGACCCCUCUGCCUCCGAUUAACGAGCGAUUGGCGUAUCUGCGCCCGUCUCGGGAGUUGCUGGAGUAUUACCGGAAGAAGAUUGCGGAGUUUGAUGAGGAACACGAGGAUCUGGUGAAGAGGCUGGAACAAUACAAAGCUACGUACGAAGAGCAGCAUAAACUGCAGUGGGAAAUGCGUCAGCGAGAAGAAGAGAUCGCAGAAUUGCAGAAGGCGCUAAGCGACAUGCAGGUUUUCCUCUUCCAGGAAAGAGAGCAAGUUCUGCGUUUGUACUCUGAGAACGACCGGCUUAAAAUCAGGGAGCUGGAGGACAGAAAGAAGAUACAAAAACUCCUGGCUCUUGUUGGGACCAGCAAUGGCGAAAUAACCUACUUCCAUAAGGAGCCCCCAAACAAGGUCACCAUACCCCAGAGAGCAAUCCAGUCAGGAGACCCACAUGAGCGGAGAGAGAAGUGUACAGCACGGCUAGGUGGUAAACGAGUGUCGUUGAAAUCUGCGGGGAAAGGUCAUGUGGCCGAUGUUCCAGACAAGGCUGAUGAGCAAACACUGUUGCUUCAGAUAGAGGCCCUGCAGGCCCAGCUAGAGGAGCAGACACGUCUCUCCAAAGAGCAAGUAGAGUCUUUGUUGGACGACAGAAGGAUUCGCAUGGAAGAGGCACAAGUGCAGCACCAGAGGGACGAGGACAAAGUCAAACAAUUAACCGAAAAAUUGAACAAAACCCAGAAGCUGCUGUAUGAGAGCACAAGGGACUUCUUGCAGCUGAAAUUCGAGAGUCGUGCUAAUGAGAAAUCUUGGAUGGCGGAGAAAGACCGUCUUCUGAGGGAGCUCGACCGCUGCAGAGAGCAGCUGACCUCGGCUCAUGACCCCGAGCGAGACAGAGAACAUGAAUUGCAAGUUCUACGGCUUUCUAAGGCUGAAAGAGCUGCUAGGACGUCACGCAGCGAAGAGGUCAAGGCCCUAUCAGAGCAGCUCGCCCAGGCUCACCGUCUUUCUGAUAUGUACCGAGAGCAAUGUGUGUCAUUGGAAGAUGAGCUAGCAAAGAUCCGGGAGGAAGGAGAUGUGGGGCAAGAAAUAUUCAAGGAACGCUCCGAAAAAAUGGCUAAGCGUCUGCAGCUUAUGACCAAGCGCUACGAAGCUCUGGAGAAGAGGCGCAACAUGGAGGUGGAGGGUUUUAAGAAUGACAUCAAACUACUGAGGCAGAGACUAAAAGAUGUAGAGAAGCAACUGUUCAAGGUGACAUUGAACAUCGGCCCUGAUCAGGACCUCGCCAUCCUAAACGCUGUGCGACAGGGGAACAAACGGACGCGCAACAUCCAAGGGGAGCUGCGUAGCCUGAAAGCCAAAAUCUACGGCCUGGAGAAUGAGCUCAGGAUAGGAUGAUGACGCAGUCCUCAACACGGGCCAUGUGAAUGAGGUGCCUGCUCCCUGAUCUCUGAUUUAAAGGGCAUCUGUCUGAAUAGGCUAAAGGACGCAUUUGCAGAACUUUUUCAUUUUUAUCAUCUUUCUUUUAUGGAAAAUUGUAUGGAAAUUUUUUCAACCAAAAAUAA